AUGACAAGCUCAGGUUCUCCUUGUGGUGCUUGCAAGUUCUUGAGAAGAAAAUGUAUGAGGGGUUGUGUUUUUGCCCCUUAUUUCUGCCAUGAACAAGGAGCAACCCAUUUUGCAGCCAUACACAAAGUCUUUGGUGCUAGCAAUGUGUCGAAGCUCCUGGCUCACCUGCCGGUGAGUGAUCGAUGUGAAGCCGCAAUCACGAUUUCGUAUGAAGCUCAAGCUAGGCUUCAAGAUCCCAUUUAUGGCUGUGUUUCACAUAUCUUUGCUCUCCAGCAGCAGGUUGUCACUCUUCAAGCACAACUGAAUUCUCUCAAGGAACAAGCAGCUCAAAGCCUUCUCAAUGCCUCUAGCAGUUCCAGCCUUAAUGACAGAAUCUAUGGAAAAUGUCCUGCUUACCCUCAGGAUGUUCAAAGUUGGUUCCAGUCUCAAAAUUCUAGCUUCAUCCCCCAAUUGGAUCCAAACUUAACCAGUAAUAUCGGAAACUUACCUUACUGUGAAAAUGGGACCAUGAAUCUGGGAAACUAUGAAAAUUCAGCCCUCCUGGAAGAUAACAUCUCAUUUGCUAGCUUUGAAGUGGGUUCUAAAUCACUGGAUUCUCUUCAUGAUGUGCAAACAAACAACAAGCAAUGGGAUUUUCGAGACGACAUGAAUGAUCUGGAAUCUGUGGCCUUUGGGUAUAUUCAGCAUUCAUGA
Ilex paraguariensis (yerba mate) is the source of this 693-nucleotide messenger RNA. NCBI's taxonomy places the organism in Eukaryota, Viridiplantae, Streptophyta, Magnoliopsida, Aquifoliales, Aquifoliaceae. The record is from the annotation of a GenBank genome assembly.